AUCUUUUCGUCAUUGCUUCAAUGCUGUCGGUUUUUGCUUGAUCAUUAACGCGUAAACCACUCAACUGUGCGCAUCGUCAGACGCUGAGCGCGCAGUCGUGAUCUCUCUCGCAAAAACAGUUAUAAGCAGUUAAAUGUUUCUCCUUUUGAGCUUUUCGUUUUAACGCGUUCGCGCUUGUGAAUCACCUGCAAACAUCCUAAGUGUGUGCAUUUUAUUUGCAUAUGUGCGUGUGUGUGUGUGUGUGACAAGUGCUUAAAAAUAAUGACAAUUGUUAUAAACAAUUUUUAAUGGCCGUUUUGGACAGCGCACGAGCAGCAACUGUGCAGAACUUUUUGUGCCUCAAUAACUUUAAUGCCAUGCAACAAAAUGCCCGACCAAAGCGUGUCGGUGCAACAGCAACAACAACAACAACUACAGCAACAGCAACAGUUGCUACUACAACAGCAGCAACAACAACAUCGACACUGCAAACGCCAUCGACAUCGCAUCAAAAGCCGCGAACGCGUCUACGACAACGCCGACGGCGUCACACCAGCAGCAGCUCCAACAGCGCCGAAUCCAGCAGCAGCAAUACGGACAGCGACAGCAGCAGCAGCAACACCAGCAGCACCAACAGCAGCAGCAGUUCCUCCCACCAAAGCCCCGCCCAACCGCUUGCCACCGCCAGCUGCAGCGCUCCCAAGCCCACAGCUUCACCUAGUCCACCCGCCUCACCCGUGCUCGUGCCUGUGGAUCCGCAUGCCUGGACCACCGAUGACAUUGCCAGCUGGGUAAAGUGGCUAACGCGUAAAUUCAACAUUGAACCCGAGCCGGAUAUUGCACGCUUUCCCAAAGAUGGACGUGAACUGUGUGAACUAACACGCGCCGAUUUCUGGGUCUGCGCGGGCUCACGCCAAGGUGGCAUCUUGCUGGCCAAGCACUUUGCCCUCACCCUGUAUCAUGCCACUGGACGCGAGACGAGUCCCAUGCUGAAUGAGAAUGAGCCAAAUCCAUAUCAGCUGCUGAACGCUGCCUCGCACCGAUUGGUCGCCCAGGGCUCUGGUGGGCAAAUACAGUUAUGGCAAUUUCUGUUGGAGCUGCUCGCUGAUUCGUCGAACGCCAAUUGCAUUAGCUGGGAGGGCCAAUCCGGCGAGUUCCGGCUUAUUGAUCCAGAUGAAGUUGCCCGACGCUGGGGCGAGCGUAAAGCCAAACCAAAUAUGAACUAUGAUAAGCUCAGCAGAGCUUUGCGUUAUUACUAUGAUAAGAACAUAAUGACAAAAGUGCAUGGCAAACGUUAUGCGUACAAAUUCGAUUUCCAUGGCCUAAUGGCCGCUUGCCAGGCGCAGGCACAAGGCUGUGACCCGGCCGCCAGCAUGAUAAGUUCCUAUAAGCAUCAUCAGCAUCAUCAUCACCAAGGCAUGACAACGCAGCAUUUGCCACCACAUCUAACGGCGCCACAUUCCCAUGUGCAUUCCAUGCACACGCAUCAGCUGCUGCAUCAAGAGUUGACCUCGCCGGCGUCCAUAUGCUCCAGCCAGGGAUUUCCCUCAUCUUCAACGGGCUCGUCGCCGGGCAAUGUGUUUGCCAGCGCAGCGCCAUAUAAUCCUGUCAGCCAGCCGCCACCGCCGCCGCCGGAGGAAGCUGCGGCCGGCAGCAAUGUCAGCUACGAAGAGCGUACUCCGCCCAGCAGCGCAUUUAAUUGAGAGCAGACUA
This is a messenger RNA of Drosophila busckii, 1692 nucleotides long. RefSeq names its product DNA-binding protein D-ETS-6 (gene Ets21C). Gene Ontology annotation, cellular component: nucleus. The record is from RefSeq and is a predicted model, not a curated record. The transcript is spliced from 3 exons. NCBI's taxonomy places the organism in Eukaryota, Metazoa, Arthropoda, Insecta, Diptera, Drosophilidae. Gene Ontology annotation, biological process: cell differentiation; regulation of transcription by RNA polymerase II. The coding region runs from base 288 to 1682 and encodes 464 amino acids. Gene Ontology annotation, molecular function: DNA-binding transcription factor activity, RNA polymerase II-specific; sequence-specific DNA binding.